AUGAGACGAUCGACGUGGUCGAUCGCACCGUCACACAGCAGCCUCAACAGACGCACCUCUUUGAACGACAUGGUAGACGCGCAACUCUUCGUAAACAUCGCCAAGACCGUCUUCGGCGGAUACAGCGCCAUGAUGCUGCUCAUGCCCAAGAAGAUGGUCACCGAUCACUUCAAGCAGGAGUGCGAUCCAAUGACCGAGUUCUGGAUCCGCGGAUCGUCCGUCGGGUUCUUCGGACUCGUCGCCGCCAUCCACAAGAUGGACCUCGACGACGCCGUGGACAUGUCCCUGGCCACGGUCGUGGCGUCCGCGCUGAUGUACCCCUUCAACGCCAAGUUCGGCCUCCUGUCCAAGAACCUCCCGCUCAAGUACGACGGUUUCCCCAACCACUACGUCCCGGAGGUGCUCAUGGCAUCGGUCGCCGCCCUCGGGUUCUUCGUCAAGUUCAUCAAGAAGUGA
Micromonas commoda is the source of this 456-nucleotide messenger RNA. RefSeq lists its product with no specific name. The record is from RefSeq and is a predicted model, not a curated record. The transcript has 2 exons. Lineage: Eukaryota; Viridiplantae; Chlorophyta; Mamiellophyceae; Mamiellales; Mamiellaceae. Bases 1 to 456 code for a protein of 151 amino acids.